UUCCCCCUCUCUCACCUUCCCAGUCCCAGAAUGGAUACAGCCCUGGGGCAGGGCCAUGCCAAGCUGCAGCAACAGAACUCUGGUCUCUAACAACAGAAAUCUCCCUCUCCUCGUCUUCUUCAAUGGGUUUCUGUGGCGUGUGGGCAGCUGGAAUGGAGAAUGACGUCCCCCAGAGGCCCUAAAUAGGAAUCCCCUCUACGGUAUCCCUGACCAGUGGCCAUCCAGCUUCUGCUUGAAUAGUUCCAGUGGCGGGAAAGUCACUACCUCAGCUAUUUAAUAGUAAGUUCUUCCUCAUCCUUGCCUAUUCCCUUUGUUUUGGAGAGGCAUAGAUGGCCCAUGCCUUGGAGACAAGUCGACAACAGAAGGAAAAGUUCCUCCGAGCUAUGCAUGCCCUUCAAGCUACAUCUCUUCAUACCUUACAGGUGGCCAGCCCACUUCUAGAGCAACCUGGAGGCUUGGGACUGCUCACUGGCUCUUAUCUUCAACAACUGGCACACCAAAGCCAAGGCUUGUGUGUGGAGUUGGGUCAUGUGGCUCACCUCCUCCGGUUCCAGCAGGACCAGCUUCUGAGAAGAAUCCCCACUCCUGGUGGGGUCAGAGGCUUGCAUUGCUCCCUGGAUGACGCGCUCUACCUGACCUUCGAUGAGACCCCCUGUGUCCAGAUCCUUGACCUCUCGGGGCACCUUCUCCACACUCUGCCCUGUAGCCUGCCGGGGACUGGAGCCUUUGUGUCAGAAGAUGUGACUGUGACAGGGUCAGGGCUGGUACUGGUCAGUAGCCUGGUCCACAGAGCAGUCUAUGCCUUCCGCCACCUUUCUGAGGCCUCCCAGGGUGAAUGGGUGAAAAUCUUGACCUUUGAGUCCCCCCGAGGCCUGGGAGUAGAUGCUCUGGGACGCGUCCUGGUAGCAGACUAUGUCUCGGGUUUAGUUCAUAGUUUUUCAUUAGGCUCAUCAUUCAAGGUCAUGGGCCUGACCUCGGUCCCAGGCCUGUGUGGCCCCCGUCAUGUGAGCUGUGGCCCAGAUUGGGGCUUUGUGGUGAGUGAGGAAUGCGGAGACGUCCGGCUCUUUGGCCAUGCUCACCAGGCACUGGGCUCUCUGAGCAGCCGGCUUGAGUACCCAUUUGGGAACCCAGCCGGAAUCUGCACUGAUCCGGAGGGCAACAUAAUUGUCGUGGAUGAACAGCUUAAAGAAGUAACCCUAUUCCCACAAGCUGGGCCCCCAGUCAGACUUGUAUCUAAAGGUCUGCAAAGGCCCACAGGGGUGGCCUGUGCCUCCCAUGGCCGAUUAUUGGUGGCUGACAAUGGUGAUAACUGUGUCAAAAUCUUUAAAUAUCAAAUGUAGGCCUUGGGGUAGUCUGGAAGGUGAAGGUUGAAGGAGAAGGAAAUUCUCUGCCCAGGACACUAAGGUGAGUAUCAGGACUUCAAGAAGCAAGGGUCAAGAUUCUUGAGUUCUUGUCCUGGUUAUCUGUGCUGGAAUGGUCUGUCUGUGCCUCACUUUCCCCAUCUGAACAAUGAGAAGUUAUUCCAGUUUACAAAAGGUUCCUUCCAAAUGGAAUGACUGGGAUACAUACUGGGAUCAAAUAGUUCUUUUUGCUGACCUGCAUCAUAUUUCUGGAAGUCUUGGCCCACUUCCAGGAGUAGGGGGCUGAUUGGGGUUCACAUUGAUCUAGGUAGAGAAUCCAGAAGCAAAUGCUAACCUGCCAUCCACCAAUAAAACUGACAAGUGUUUCCACA
Molecule: messenger RNA, 1732 nt
Organism: Monodelphis domestica (gray short-tailed opossum)
Lineage: Eukaryota; Metazoa; Chordata; Mammalia; Didelphimorphia; Didelphidae
Gene: NHLRC4
Product: NHL repeat containing 4
Biological process (GO): proteasome-mediated ubiquitin-dependent protein catabolic process; protein polyubiquitination
Molecular function (GO): protein binding; ubiquitin protein ligase activity
Source: RefSeq, a predicted model, not a curated record